GAAAACGAAACCGGUCACAAAAAAAGUAGUAGCCUCAAGAUCAGGAUCACAAAUGUUACCAAACAAAACCAGACAUGGCGGCAGGAGGGCGGCGGGAGGCAUUAGCACUCUACAAGGCAUUGUUGAGAGAGAGCGGAAAGUUUACAUCAUAUAAUUACAGAGAGUACGCCCUGCGAAGAGUUCGUGAUGGUUUCAGGAAAGCAAAAUCUCUUACAACAGAAGCAGACCAAAAACGAGAAUUGGAGAUGGCCAAGGAAUCUUUACAAGUCAUAAAAAGACAAGUUGUUUUAGGAAACCUGUACAGAUCUCCAACCCUGGUCAUUGAAAAGUAGAUGACAAGCACCUACAACAGCCAGGAUUUAUUUAAUGGUGGGUGUUCAGAAAGUCAGUGUGUGAUGGGGAAUGUUGUGGUUUGUGAAAUUACCUGGUCUGGGAUGGGUGAGAUCCAUCUGCAGCAAUUAUGACACCUAUGAUAUUACAAUCCCCCUCUUUGCUGUGACUUCCAGAACACUGUAUGCUGCAAUAAUGUAAAUGAAAUGACUGCUCACAGACUGAGUUAAUGAUUAGUUCAGGACUUCAUUUGUGUAAUGUUAUGUAUUUUCCAGUGCAGUCAUUGCCUGUAACCUUGUUAUCAGGGUCUGAUGUAAACACUGGGAUGUCUACCUAAUUUUGUUCUUUAACAUAUAAAGUAUAUUCAUUCUGAUAAUGUAAUGAUAAUUUUUGCAUGAUUUGUCAGUAUGUAAUUAAUUAAUUCUCUUAGUCCAAUACAUAAUAUGAAUAGUUUUCUCACAUUAGCAUGAUGCUGCUGCCUGUAUAUGGACACCUUGGUUAUUAUGAAUUUAAUCUUCAUGUUGUAAUUGGAAUACAACCAAUAGAAUGUUUAUUGUUGAAAUUUUCUGAAAGAUGUUUAAAGAAAUGAUUUGUACAGAUUGGAAAACAGAUUAUAAAAAAUGUUAAGCUAAUGAUGUUACAACUUCUGUAUGUAGAUAUUAAAACUAGUAUUGUCCAUUGUGUAAAUACUGAACUUGUAAACAUAAACCUCUAUGAGACAGUGCACAAAAAAGCAUACUUGAUUUUCACAAACACUAUUCUGUAGGCCCAAGAUGAUCCUAAGAUUGUGGACAAUGUUUAUGUCUAACACGUUUCCUGGUAUUCAGACAAAAAACAAGUAUAAUAAUCAUAUUUGCAUUUAUUACUAUCUCAGUCCAAAAGAACAUACCACAUAGGUGUCAUCUAUCUUCCCCAAAAUUUUCUCGGAUUUAUCGAGUGCUGCAGUCAACAUCAGCUGUCUGUGAGGGCCUUGCAACACCAAACACUGGUGAAGCACACAGCUAAGCAAAGAAACAUCAGGAAUAUCAGAACACCUCAAAAACUAAAUUGGUUAACUUGACGAACUCUAUCCACUCGUCAUUUUCUAGAAGUGACUUUUUUUUUUUUUUUUUUUUUUACGUGGAAGGAAAAGUUAAAAAAAAAAGUGCUAUUCACCUGCUUCUCAAAAUAUUUCUCAUAAAUGUACCUGUAUAUCAUCAAAAUUUUCUCAUUAGUGCAAUUUAUAUAGAGUUUUGACUUCAUGAUAACAAUGACUAGCUAUUAAUAGUAUUGUUUUAGUUCAUAUCUGUAAAUGCUUAUGAUCUGCUUUUACACUAGAAGUAUAUAGUAGGAAUGCAGCACUUCUUGAUGUUUCUCCUGUACAGCCUUUGAAGCACUUGGGUAAGAUGUCAAAAGUAAUCCACAUGAUUGUUAUUACCAGGUGGAAGACGCUGCAUUGGGGUGCAUAUUUCUCAGGGUGUGAGUGGCAUGGAUAGCAUCAGGCUCACUCAUAGAUAUAUUCCAUCUCAUCCAUAACUAUGCACUGUUUGUAACCUGUAUUUAGUUACCAGAGAGCAUUAAUAUGGAUUCUGUGGCCACAGUUUAUCCUAAUUUUGAAAGCUGUCUGAUGGCUCUCACAAAGUUCAUGCGUCAUCAGUGCCGUUAAUGCUUGUAUUUCAUUGCUUCUUAUUUAUUUAAAACAUCCCCCAACGCAAUAUCAUGUCACGCCAACUAUUUUUCUUUGAAUGUAAAUAAUGCACAUUUAUACAUGAAUAAAAGCAUUUUGUACUUAAA
Scylla paramamosain (green mud crab) is the source of this 2103-nucleotide messenger RNA. RefSeq names its product LYR motif-containing protein 4-like (gene bcn92). Gene Ontology annotation, cellular component: mitochondrion; L-cysteine desulfurase complex. The coding region runs from base 75 to 332 and encodes 85 amino acids. NCBI's taxonomy places the organism in Eukaryota, Metazoa, Arthropoda, Malacostraca, Decapoda, Portunidae. The record is from RefSeq and is a predicted model, not a curated record. The transcript is spliced from 3 exons. Gene Ontology annotation, biological process: iron-sulfur cluster assembly.